Messenger RNA from Episyrphus balteatus (marmalade hoverfly), 13794 nucleotides. RefSeq names its product dynein axonemal heavy chain 3 (gene Dnah3). Gene Ontology annotation, cellular component: dynein complex. Bases 287 to 13555 code for a protein of 4422 amino acids. Gene Ontology annotation, biological process: microtubule-based movement. Lineage: Eukaryota; Metazoa; Arthropoda; Insecta; Diptera; Syrphidae. The transcript is spliced from 66 exons. Gene Ontology annotation, molecular function: dynein intermediate chain binding; ATP hydrolysis activity; ATP binding. The record is from RefSeq and is a predicted model, not a curated record.
ACGACUUGUCAGUUUGUUUUCACAAUUCAUAGACAAAUCACAAAACCAUUUGCAAAAAAAAAAAAAGUAAAACAUUAAACACAAAAACGAAAAAGACUAUAGUGGGGUAUCCUUUUUUUGCAAUUAAACCAGAAAAAAUAUCUAAAAUUCCCGAGGACGAACAAAAAAAAAAAACUCCAGAAAUCAAACACAAAAACCAUCGACUCUCUGACGAAUGCAUCGUAUGAUUUGGUCAGGAUAACAAAAUAUCUGGAAAAAAAUUAAAAGAAAAAAACCAACGAACAACAUGAAAAAAGGACAAAAUCUACAAAAGAAGAAAUCAAUUUCGCAUCCCCGAAGGCAUAUCGAGGACCUGCCCUUCUAUCGAUUUGAAUACCAACCGGAUGAUUUGCCAAUGGAUCCGGCCAAAGGAUUCCUUAUUGAAAAAAUUUCAAGGAUGCAAGAGGACACAAUUGUUGGGAAGUGCAAUGUUGAAAUGAAUUUUCAUUCAUAUAAAAGAAUUUUCAAUGACCCAUCAUCGAAUGGGAAGAAUGAAAAUGAUGAUGGAGGUGGGAAGACUCACGAUGGCAGUGGCAAUAGCGGCGGCGGUAACAGUGGAACGUUGUGGCAAGUAGUUGAUGGCAGACAGAGUGUCGAUGGCGAUGACAGCAAAGGAAGUGCAACUGGAAGUGGAAGUGGUGUUGAUGAUGUUGCUGGUGGUUCUGGUGAAGGACGACGAAGUUCUUCAAUUAUGAAACACAAUUAUGAGAACAGCAUCAGCAAUGAGAGCGAAAUGGAAAUUGACGUCGAAGAUAUUGUUUUGCCGAGAAAAUUCGAUUUAAUUAAGAAUCAAACAAAACUAACGUAUUCAUUUGGACCGUCAGCAGAUAAUGAUCGUUACCCGUGGCUAGGUGACCAAUAUACUGGUGAACCUAGUGAAGAGAGGGUGCAAAGGGUUACCAAUGAAAUAUUAAGAUUAUAUCGAAAGCGGAGAGUAAGAAUUUUUCACGAAAAUGUACGGACAGAAUUUCCGCUUUUUUCCAAUGAACUUCAGCAAUUACAUGGAGGAGCAAGUGAUACUAUUGGUUCUUUUUAUAGUCCAUGGGCAAGAAAUUUGAGACUGCCAGCUUUGGGAAAGCGAAGAAAGGUCGAAAAGUUUAAAGCCGGAGACCACUAUGCAUUGAGAACACCUAAAGAACUCAAGGCAGAACUUGAACGAAUGGGAAAUGUUAUUGACAAACUAAUUGAACCUGUCGUAAAAAAAGCAAAACACAUUGAAGCCGAAAAGGGAAUUAUAAAGAAUUCUGGUAUUACGCAAUUAAAAUGUCUCCCAAAGGGAACAAGUUCUAAAAAUAACACAAAGGUGCAACCAAAACGGAGGAUUCCACUUUCCACGGAAGAGUUUAUGAAAAGCUUGAAGCAAAAAGACCGAGAGAGCUUCAAGUACAAGGAAGGAUUCCUGCCAGUUGAUCCUGAGGAACAAAAAAAUGCAAUUUCUAAAAGCUAUCAAGAUGAAAUGAACAAAACGAUGCCAAAGUUCACUAUCAGAGUUCAAAGGCGGACUAUGAGUUUAAUGGAUAACCUGUCCGUAACUCAACUUGAGAUUUACCCGUCAAAAUUGAUCAAGAAACUUUUACCGAAAAUCAGUGCCAAAAUAUCGUAUCUCCGGGAAGCCUAUAAAUUCAUACUCCAGGAAGAGAAACUUUGGCCACAUGUGUAUCCUGAAGUUAUCCUAAUGGAUUACCUGUUCAAUUCCGAUCAUCGUGUUCAACAAGAUGCUGCAAUUUUAAUUAUAUCUUGUCUAAUAGAUCUCCAAGAGGAUUUCCGGUAUCAUGUGAAACGUGCUUUCUUGCGCUACAUCCUGAAAUCAGAAUUUGAAAGGAAGAAACUUCAACUAGAAAUCGAACCUCCUGAGUUUCCCAUAAUGACGAUAAGAGCUCCGGUACCAUGGAAGGCACUGGUACAAAUAGCCCGUAAUCGCCUGGAUCAAGUUCUGAUGAUCAAUCAUCCUGUGUUGGAGGGCUUAAAUGUCUUAUGGUAUCAACUUUACAAUGACAUUUUAAUAUUGGACAUGUCAAAGCUUUACUCCCCCAAAAUUCCACUAAAUGCUGAUGAAAUAUUGGAGUUUGUCCGAAACAGUUGUUUAGCUGCUCGUGAUAUUCUUCUAAAUGACUGGCUCCCUCGAGCUGCUGAUAUGGUUGAUGCAAUGAAAAAAACCUGGAAACAUUUCAUCCCCAUGCAUAGUCCUUGCAAAGGACGAGCUGGAAUUUUCUUCAAAUGUAUACAUUCAUUGAUGUCCUUACAAUUGAGAGGGCUGCUUCAGCGAAGUAUUGACCAUCUGUUUAAAGCUUUAAAGAGCUACAUGGAUGGUAAUCACAUCGAUGAGUACGAUCUAUUCCACCCCAAGUUAAAACGUCGUCCAUUUAUGACAAUUAUCGUAUCAGUGGUUGGCAAGCAUUUUGAGCCAAUGCUCGAUGCAGAAACACAAAGUACUUCGACCAUUUACAAGAUUGACCCAUCAGAUCCACGAUUAUUUCAGCAAGAUUUCAAGGAGGCUACCAUGUGUUUCGAUACAUAUUUCCCGGCAGAUUUUAUUCUCAAAUACGAGGGGAGAAUGUUCGUUUAUCCUUACAUGAGGGAGCUGCCGGACUUGUUUAUUGGUUUCAUCAGGAGUAUCCUUCGAGUGGGCUAUGAAAUUCCAUGUCUCGAGUAUCUGAUGUCACAAGGUAAAUGGAGGAAUGAGGAUGAAUUUGGCUACCUUCAUUGCAUCCAUGAAACCCACAUCGAUAUGCUGCGGCUUUAUGAAGAUGUCCGUAAAAUUGUCGAGGCCAAUUGGACAGGGCCCACCGUCUACCUUUACCCAAUAUACGAUUACUAUUUCCCACUGUUGACAGGCAAAAUGUUGACUAUUGCUGAGAAGGUUUUUGCACAGAAUAAAAUCCCUGAUUUACCGGCAAUUGAAGAUUUAAUGGGCAAAUUAAAAGAGCUCGUCGAGGGUACUUAUUUUCUUAAGGACUUUGUAUCGUUGAAUAUGUUUAUGUUGGAUAAUAGACAUGUUAAUCAGGCCCUGGGGAUGCUCGUGCAGGAUGUUAUUGAUUUUAUAACGAAUUACUUUAUGACGUUAAAUUUAAACGAAAACAGAAGAAUAUGCGACGAACUAGAAGAGAUGUCCAUGAAGGCUGGUGAACGUCCCGAGGAAACUGCCGAAGUGGUCGCAUUGCAAAACUACUUAGCCGAGUGCCGGGACGAGAGGAUAUUCAAAAUAAAGGAUGACAUUAAAGUUGUGUCCAAGCGAGUGCUCUUCCUUCUGCAAUAUACCAAUCUGAAUAGUGAUGAUAUCCGGUUGAACACUAGGACGUUCCUUUUGCCAUCUGAAUUGGAAUUAGUGUUGGAUUUAAGUGCGGCCCGACUAAAUGUCGUCCGGGAUAAUCUAGAGGUAGCAUUGCGUGAAAAACGAUCCUUAUUCGAGAAAUAUAUUGCUUCGCAAAAAACUCGAAUGGACGGCUUUCGAAUGAAGGAAACACACGAUAUUCUUUCGUUGGAAGAAUUGCAAGAGAAAGUAGACACCGUAAAUGAAUUGUAUGACACACUGGAAAAAUGCAGUAAGGAGGCCAAGGCAAUUAAUGUCGAGGAAGGCCUCCUUCAGAUAGAUGUUUCAGUGUUUCCAAAAUUGGCUGAUAUCAUUGAAAAAAUGGAACCCAUUGAGAAAUUGUGGAAAACUGCCUUUGAAUUUGAGAAGAGUCACGAAAUUUGGAUGUACGGUCCUUUUGAAAACCUUAAUGCAGAUGUCAUCCGUGAUGAAGUUGAAAAUAUGCACAAGAUAAUCCAUAAACUAACUCGACAACUAUCCAGCAAUGCGGUAGCUAAAAGAGCCGCCGAACAAAUUCGCGUCAAACUGGACAAAUUCAAAGUUUACAUACCCGCUCUAGAUGCAAUAUGUCGUCAAGGACUCGAGCAACGCCAUUGGGAUCUAAUUUCUGAAAAACUAGGCAAACCCUGCAAUCCAUCGUUGUAUCCAUCGCUGAAGGAUAUGAUAGAUGUCAACAUCAUGAGUAUCCUUCCUGCAUUGGAGGAAGUUGCAAAUUCAGCUGGCAAGGAAUUCGAGUUGAACAGCCAUUUGGUGGCCAUGCAACGCGAAUGGGAGGAUGUCAGAUUCGAAGUGAUACAGUACCGCGACUCUGACACUCAUAUCCUUGCAGCACUCGAUGACAUACAAACUAUCCUGGAUGAUCAAGUGAUGAAAUCGCAGGCGAUGCGACGUUCGCCAUUUAUUGUUGCACUUGGCACCAAAGCAGAUGAUUGGGAGGCAAAGCUUGUGGCAAUGUUGGAUAUAAUGGAUGCAUGGACUCAAGUUCAGGCCACUUGGAUGUACUUGGAGCCAAUUUUUAGUUCUGAAGAUAUAAUGCGACAAAUGCCAGUCGAGGGAAGGAACUUCAAAUCGGUUGAUAAAAUCUGGCGCAAGGUCAUGAAGCACACUUACCAACAUCCGGGAGUCAUUGAGGCAACUGAUUAUCCAAAUCUAUUGCAAGUUUUCAGAAAAGCACUCGAGGACCUUGAGUGUGUGCAAAAGGGAUUAAAUACAUACUUGGAGCAAAAACGUUUGUUCUUUGCAAGAUUCUUCUUCCUUUCGAACGAUGAACUGUUGGAAAUUUUAUCAGAGACCAAGGAUCCGUUGAGGGUGCAACCGCAUUUGAAAAAGUGUUUUGAAGGGAUUGACUGUCUUACUUUUGACGAUAAUUUAGAAAUCACUGCAAUGAUUUCAGCUGAAGGAGAAGUUGUAAAACUGAUUCGGAAAAUUAACCCACAAUUGGCCAAUGGUCUUGUUGAAAUAUGGCUUAAAGAAGUUGAAACGGUUAUGCUUGAUAGUGUACAUGAACAAAUGAAGUCAGCAUGGGAUGAUUAUUAUCAAGUUGAAAGAAAGUCUUGGGUCACUGCGUGGCCAGGUCAAGUUGUUCAGGGAAUUUCAUGUUUAGCAUGGACUUAUGAGGUGGAAGAAGCAAUCGAAGCAGCAGAUAUUCCUGGAUAUUUGACAAAGAGCAAUGUUCAAAUAGGAGAGCUGGUGCAAUUAGUACGAACAGAUUUAACAACGGGAGCUCGGAUAACCAUUGAAGCUUUAAUAGUGCUGGAUGUUCAUGCUCGCGAUGUCGUCAAGUAUAUGAUUGAUCAAAAAGUUACCACUGUCAAUGAGUUUGACUGGAUUUCACAAUUGCGAUACUACUGGAAAGUAGACAAUAAAAUUGAAUAUGUUGCUGUGAGUAUGGUUGUCACUGAAGUAAAAUAUGGAAUGGAAUAUCUUGGUAAUAUAUCGCGUUUGGUUGUAACACCACUUACCGACCGAUGUUACAGAACAUUAAUGGGAGCACUAAAAUUGUGCUUAGGUGGUGCACCUGAGGGACCAGCUGGUACUGGUAAAACAGAAACAUGCAAGGAUUUAGCUAAAUCAGUUGCAAAAAAAUGUGUUGUAUUCAAUUGUUCCGAUGGAUUGGACUAUAAAGCUCUGGGGAAGUUCUUCAAGGGUCUUGCCCAGUCUGGAGCUUGGGCAUGCUUCGACGAAUUCAAUAGAAUCGAACUGGAAGUGCUGUCUGUUGUUGCCCAACAAAUCCUUACGAUACAACGGGCUAUCGCCAGGAGAGUAGUAAAAUUCUUCUUCGAAGACACAAUGCUGAAAUUGGAUCCAACUUGCUCAAUAUUUAUUACAAUGAACCCAGGGUAUGCUGGACGCACGGAACUUCCGGACAAUUUGAAGGUCCUCUUCCGGACGGUGGCUAUGAUGGUACCUGACUAUGCAAUGAUUGGUGAAAUCACUUUAUAUUCGAACGGAUUCGAUGAUGCACGUCCGUUGGCCCAGAAAAUCGUGCACACGUACAAGCUGUGCUCCGAGCAGUUAUCCUCUCAAUCGCACUACGACUAUGGUAUGCGAGCCGUUAAAUCUGUCCUUCUGGCAUCUGCAUCGUUACGACGGAUGCAUCCCAAUUUGCCUGAAGCACAAAUUGUCCUGCGAGCCAUCGUCGAUGUUAACCUGCCAAAAUUUCUCGACCAAGAUGUCUCUCUGUUCGUUGGCAUUUACACGGAUCUAUUCCCAGGUGUGGAUUUGCCUGAGCCUUCACGAGAUGAUCUCCUCAAAUGGAUGAGGAAAAUUUUGGAGGAGCGUAAUCUCCAAGCGACACCAUGGUAUGUCGAGAAGAUUUUACAAAUUUACGAAAUGCUCCUGGUGCGACACGGUCUUAUGAUUGUGGGUGGACCGAUGGGUGGAAAAACAACAGCAUAUCAAGUCCUUGCACAAGCAAUGAAAUGCGUUAGCACCGACCAAGAAGCCACCCUCGCCGAAUAUCCGAUCAAUUAUCGUAUAAUAAACCCCAAAGCCAUAACAAUGGGUCAACUAUAUGGCUGUUUCGAUCCCAUUUCGCACGAAUGGACAGAUGGUGUGCUAGCGAAAACCUUCCGUGAAAUGGCCAAUGCAUCGUUGAGGGAACGUCAUUGGGUGCUCUUUGACGGUCCCGUCGAUGCGGUUUGGAUAGAAAAUCUUAACACCGUUCUUGAUGAUAAUAAAAAACUCUGCCUCAUGUCCGGCGAAAUUGUCCAAAUGACCAAAAUGAUGAACAUGAUAUUCGAGCCGGCUGACCUGGAACAAGCCUCACCCGCAACAGUAUCACGUUGCGGCAUGAUUUAUAUGGAACCAGCUCAAUUGGGCUGGCGCGUUUUUCAUCAGAGUUUCACGCAAGUCCUCGAAACUACACAAGGAUUGAAUGAUAUUUAUAUGGCAUUGUACGAGGACCUAGUUAAUUGGCUAGUGCCAGCUGCCCUGGAGGUGUUGCAAGAGUGCAAAUCAAUGUUGGAAACCUCACCGAUAUAUCAAUACACGAUGCUUUCAAAAUUCUUUUUGCAAUUCCUGGAGGAGAAGAACCAAACAUACAAUCAAAUAUGGUUCCAACAGACUUUUCUAUUUAGCUUUGCCUGGGCAUAUGGUUCCGCACUAACAGUUGAAGGACAAAAACAUUUCGACAGUUUAAUCAGAAAAGUUUUAUACGGCUCCAAUGAGAAUUACCCGAGGCCGAAGUACUUCUCUUUGAAUCGUGGUCAAAUGUUUCCCGAGAAACUUUCACUAAUGGAUUAUCGUUUCGAUGGAAUAGAGAAUUGGUGGCCAUGGCAACGACAAGAAGAUAUUACAUUUCCAGAAGGUGUUCAAAUCAGCGAUAUAAUUGUUCCGACUAAGGAAACGGGUUAUAUUAAUUUUUGGCUGGACUUUUGUACUGAACGGAAGUUAAUGCCGUUUAUGGUUAUUGGACCAACGGGUACGGGAAAAAGUGCCAUUAUAAGUCAUAACUUGUUGGCGUUGCCAAAGAAUACACACAUGCUGAAUAUUGUUAAUUUUUCGGCAAGGACAAGUGCACAAUUGGUUCAAGAAACAGUGAUGUCAAAAUUAGACAGAAGGCGAAAGGGUGUUUUCGGACCACCAGUUGGUAAAAAAUGCCUUGUAUUUUGUGAUGACGUUGGAAUGCCAUCGAAAGACACUUAUGGCUCCCAGCCUCCUUUAGAACUGGUGCGACAAUGGCUCGACCAUGGUUACUGGUCCGAUCUGGAUGACACAUCCAAACUGGAAUUGAUUGAUAUGGGCUUUGUUGGAGCAAUGGGGCCGGUCGGUGGGAGCAAUUUCAUUUUCCCACGCUUCUAUCGUCAUACAUUUGUGGUAGCAGUGGACGCUUUCGAAGAUGCCACAAUCACGAAAAUAUUCACAACAAUUGGCGACUGGCACUUCGCCAAGGACUAUGCAGAUAAAGUGGCACUCCUCUCCAAAGGUCUGGCAGAGGCAAUGGUCAACAUUUAUCGCCAAGCAAUUUCGGUAUUCCUGCCAACUCCGGCCAAAUCGCAUUACACCUUCUCGCUACGUGACAUAACUCGUGUAUUCACUGGCAUUGUACUGGUGCCGCCGAAAAGGCUUCCCGAUCCGGAGAAACUAGGCCGUCUGUGGGCGCACGAAACCUAUCGUGUUUUUUAUGACCGUUUAAUCGAACAACAGGACCGCGAACUGCUACUGGAAAUGGCACGUAACGCCUGUAAGUCCCAUCUGCGCUUUAGCCUUGAACAAGCGAUGGAAGAACGCAUCGGAAAAGGUGCCAAACUGACAGACGAUGAUUUACGAAAUUUAUUUUUCGGAAACUACAUGGAACCAGAUGCAGAACCGAAAAUCUACGACGAGGUCGAGAGCUAUGACAAAUUGGAAAAGGUCAUGCAAUACUAUCUGAAGGAAUACAAUGCGUUUUCGAAUACACCAAUGGAUUUGGUGCUGUUUCGAUUUGCUAUCGAACAUAUUUCCAGGGUUUCACGGAUUCUACAAAUGCCACGGGGUAAUAUUUUAAUGGUUGGCAUGGGCGGUUCUGGACGACGCAGUGCUGCUAAAUUGGCAGCGCAUAUUGCCGAUGCGAAACUGAUGACCAUUCAAGUGACAAAAACCUAUUCGAUGGCCGAUUGGAGAGAUGAUUUGAGGAAGAUCCUAAUGACUGCUGGGUUUAAUUUAAAUCACACGGUCUUUCUGUUCUCUGAUUCUCAGGCAGUGGAUGAGGGUUAUGUCGAGGACAUCAAUGGAAUACUAAACACUGGAGACCUUCCGAAUCUCUAUCAGUCCGAGGAUAAGGCGGCAAUUAUGGAAAAUAUGACAAACAUUGCCAAGCAAAUGGCUCGAGAGAUAGAUCCUUCACCAAUUGAAAUGUACGGAUAUUUUAUUGAGAGAGUACGUGAGCAGCUGCAUGUGGCAUUAGCCUUCUCACCGAUUGGGGAUUCCUUUAAGGAACGACUAAGAAUGUAUCCAUCUUUGAUCAACUGUUGCACUAUUGACUGGUACAUGCCAUGGCCAGUAGAUGCUUUGGUACGUGUUGCUGAACAUUUCAUCAGUUCGAUGAAUCUCAAUAAAGCCGAAGAAGAGGAUGCAUCUGUGGAUGAAUUACAUCAUUCGCCACGAGGCAGUCAGGCUAGUAUUGGUCCGGAAAAGGAGCUAGUUUUGUCCGUUCAGGAACAGAACCUAGUUCAGAUGGUGAUGUAUUUUAAUGUAUCUGUUGUGGAUGCAAGUGAAAAAUGUUUCAGAGAACUCGGAAGAAGAAAUUAUGUAACACCAACUUCUUAUUUGGAAAUGCUCAAAGCCUUCAAAAGUUUUUAUAGCAAAAAAUUAAAUGAAAUCACACAAUUGCGAGAUAGAUACACAAUUGGUUUAGAAAAACUAGACUUUGCUGCCGGACAAGUUGGUGAAAUGCAAGCCAAUUUAUACGAUCUUCAACCAAAAUUGAAAGUCUUAUCUGAAGAAACCGAAAAAAUCAUGGUUAACAUUGAACGUGAAACAGCUGAAGCUGAAAAAAAGAAAGAAGUUGUUGGUGCUGAUGAGGCAGCAGCUAAUGAAGCUGCUGCUGCAGCACAAGCUAUCAAAGAUGAUUGUGAGAGUGAUUUGCAAGAAGCUAUACCCGCUAUGGAAGCUGCUUUAGAAGCAUUGAAUACCCUUAAACCGGCUGAUAUUUAUGUGGUCAAAUCAAUGAAAAAUCCUCCAUAUGGUGUUAAAUUGGUGUUGGAAGCAGUUUGUGUUAUUAAAGGAAUCAAGCCAGAUAGGAAACCUGAUCCAAGUGGUCGAAUGGUAGAAGACUAUUGGGGUCCAUCACAAAAAAUGUUGGGUGACAUGAAGUUCCUUGAAUCUUUAAAGACUUUUGAUAAGGACAACAUACCACCACCAAUAAUUAAGAGGAUACGAGAAAAAUACAUCUCCGACCGUGAUUUCAUUCCUGAAAAAAUAAAAAGUGCAUCGACAGCCUGCGAAGGACUUUGUCAUUGGGUACGUGCCAUGGACGUUUACGAUAAGGUAGCAAAAAUUGUCGCUCCCAAGAAACUAGCCUUGGCCGAGGCCGAAGGCGAAUUGAGUUCACAAAUGGAAAAGCUCAAUGCCAAACGGGCUGAAUUGCAAGAGAUAUUGGACAAAUUACAAAAGCUAAACGAUUAUUUUGCAGAGAAGUCACGCGAGAAAAAACGCCUUGAAGAUGACAUCGAUAAUUGUGAGAAACGAUUGAAUAGAGCGGAAAAGCUACUGGGCGGACUGGGCGGCGAGAAGACCCGCUGGUCGGAAACAGCAAAUCGUUUGCAUGAAUCAAUUCACAAUAUUGUCGGAGAUGUGCUCCUGGCCGCCGGCUGCAUUGCGUAUUUGGGAUUUUUUCCAACUGAGUACCGUGUAAAUAUACUAACGGAAUGGAAUUCACUUUGCAUUACGAAGGAUAUUCCGUGCACGGAAAAGUUUUUGUUAGCAACAACUCUGGGAAAUCCGAUGCAGAUACGAGCGUGGUCGCUAGCUGGUUUACCAUCAGAUAAUUUUUCUGUGGAAAAUGCAAUUAUUGUGGCAAAUGCCAAUCGUUAUCCUUUGAUGAUUGAUCCACAAGUGCAAGCCAACAAGUGGAUAAAAAAUAUGGAAAAGGAUAACGAUCUAAAAGUGAUUAAGCAGAGCGACGACAAUUACAUGCGCGUUAUUGAGUUGGCCAUCAGUUAUGGUAAUCCGGUGCUGAUUGAGAAUGUUGGAGAGAAACUCGAUUCCAAUCUCACACCGAUCCUAGAAAGAAACGUUAUUCGCCAUAAAGGAGGCUAUGUCAUCAAAUGCGGUGAUCAAAUGAUUGAAUAUAAUCACAAUUUCCGAAUGUACAUAACCACCUGCCUGAGGAAUCCUCUGUAUCCACCCGAAACAAUGGUCAUGGUAACCAUCCUCAACUUUAUGAUUACCGAACAAGGACUUCGCGAACAGCUGCUGGCAAAUGUCGUUGCACACGAACGUCCUGAUUUGCAAGAGAAGAAGGAGCAACUUAUAAUUGAAUCUGCGAAGAAUCGUGACGCUCUAUACAACAUCGAGUCGAAAAUCCUCGAGGUCCUUUCGACAUCCGAAGGCAAUGUGUUGGAAGACGAGAACGCCAUCAAUAUCCUCUCGUCGAGCAAAAUCCUUUCCGAGGAAAUCCAAGAGAAGCAGAUUAUUGCAGUCGCAACCGAAACGGAAAUCGACGCAGCCCGCCAACAAUAUAUCCCCGUGGCUAAGCACUCUGCCAUUCUGUUCUUUUGCAUCAGCGAAUUGGCCAACAUCGAUCCAAUGUACCAGUAUUCCUUGGGUUGGUUUCUCAAUCUCUUUGUGAAUGCCAUCCUCAAGGCACCAAAAUCCAAAGUACUCGACGAACGGUUGGCCCAUUUGAAUGAUUUCUUCACAAAGUCCAUCUAUGUGAAUGUCUGCCGAUCGCUCUUUGAAAAGGAUAAACUUGUAAUCUCGAUGGUUAUGUGCCUGGGGAUUCUAGUUUCACAGGAUAAAAUAGAUAAAUCGCACUUGGUGUUCUUCCUGACUGGAGGUGUUGGCCUGAAGACUAUACCACCCAAUCCAGCGCCCGGAUGGCUUCCCGAUAAAGCUUGGACGCAGAUUUUUCGAGCCAGUGACUUGAACGGCCUCAAUCAGCUUCAUCAAGAAUUCACCAAUAACAUUGAUGAAUGGAAGAGUUUUUACGAUUUAUCAUCCCCGGAACUGGCUACAUUCCCCGCACCUUAUCACAACGCUGGAGAAUUGAUAAGUUUAAUUCUAUUGAAGUGCAUAAGACCCGAUAAAAUCGUGCCCGCCAUUCGGGAUUUCAUAACACGAAAUAUGGAUCAGUCAUUUGUCGAGCCACCACCCUUUGACCUGCAUUCAUCAUUUGCUGACAGUUCACCCACAAUACCGUUGGUAUUUUUAUUGUCUCCCGGAUCCGACCCAAUGGCCAGCUUGUUUAUGUAUGCAAAGCAACGGAACAUGUAUGACAAGACAAAAACUAUUUCUCUAGGUCAAGGCCAGGGACCUAGAGCUGAGAAAAUGAUAAUAGAAGCCAACCGUUUUGGUCAUUGGGUUGUUUUACAAAACUGUCACGUUGCUGUUAGUUGGAUGGGUGAACUUGAAAGGAUAUGCAACGAUGGAGUCCUUGCUGAGUCAGCUCAUCCAGACUAUCGCUUGUGGUGCACCUCGUAUCCGAGUCAAGUGUUUCCAGUGUCGGUGUUGCAGAACUCAGUUAAGAUGACAAAUGAACCACCCAAGGGAUUGAAAAUGAAUAUGAUGAGAUCAUUCAAUUCGGAUCCCCUGGUAAGGGACAAAUUCUUUUCGAAAGCUUUUAUUGGCAAACCAAAUGCGCGCAAGUGUUGGCUGCGGGGUGUAUUUGCAUUGGUAUUCUUUCAUGCAAUUGUUCAGGAACGAAGGGAAUUCGGACCAUUGGGAUGGAAUAUACCAUAUGAAUUUAAUGAAUCCGAUUUAAAAAUAUCCUUACUGCAGCUAAAAAUGUUUUUAAAACAAUCCGACAGCAUACCAUUCCAAGGACACAUCUAUUUAACCGGAGAAUGCAACUAUGGUGGUCGUGUCACCGACGACAAAGAUCGUCGUCUAAUCCUUUCCCUAUUGAAUACAAUCUACAAUCCUGAUGCCAUCGAAAUCGACAAUUAUCCCCUAUCACAAUCCGGUGACUACUGCAUACCAGAGAAUCCUGCUCGUAUCUUCAGUGUCGACUAUAUCUCAAGCUUUCCACUUAGCCCACAUCCGGAAGUUUUCGGUUUACACGAAAACGCUGAUAUAAAUCGUAAUAAUAAGGAAACGAAUAGUCUUCUUCAGGGAGUUCUCCUGACACAAACUGAACUGUUGGCAUCGACGAGAGCAUCGUCGGCCACAGAUACGGCUGAGGAUCCUGCAUACCAUGUAUGUAAGGAGAUCCUAAGCCGUUUACCACAACCCUACGAUAUUGAAGAGGUUUCCCGCAAAUAUCCUGUUGUUUAUACGAAUUCCAUGAAUACGGUUCUACGCCAGGAGCUCAUAAGGUUUAAUCGACUUUUGGAUUAUCUGAGGAAGAGUCUCAAUAAUGUGCAAAAAGCUGUACAAGGGCAAAUUGCUAUGAUACCGGAGUUGGAGAGAGUUCAUUCAGCAAUGAUUGUUGGGCAAUUACCUCGAGCUUGGUUGUCGAAGAGCUAUCCAUCGUUGAAGCCACUGGCAAGCUAUAUAAGUGAUUUUUUGGCAAGAUUACAAUUCUUCCAAAGAUGGAUUGACCAUGGCGAACCCACUGUCUAUUGGCUAUCUGGUUUCUAUUUCACUCAAUCAUUUAUCACCGGUGUCCUUCAGAACUACUCCCGCAAACAUCGCUAUCAAAUUGAUUUGAUUGGUGUUCAAUUCAAUGUGACUAACUUUGAAACAGAUCAAGAAGAGUCUCCAGAAUUGGGAGCUUAUGUUAAGGGCCUAUUCCUGGAGGGCGCCCGCUGGAAUCGAGAACUUAAAUGCUUGGAUGAAUCGUUUUCGAAAAUACUGUUUGAUACUCUGCCAAUUAUCUUGAUGAUGCCAGUCCUCAAGUCUGAGGCUGGCUUUGGAGAUGACGAUGGCGUGGGUGCUUCAUCCAGUAGCAGCAGCAGCUUGAGGACGUACGACUGCCCCAUCUACAAAACAAGUGAACGCCGGGGAGUAUUGUCCACAACAGGACAUUCCACUAACUUUGUUAUGUACAUUCAGCUGAAGAGCAAAGUUACUUCUACGCACUGGAUAAAUCGAGGCACUGCUUGUCUCUGUCAACUGGACGACUAAUUGACUGUGAAAUGGCCGAUAUCAUCAGAGAAUGUCCUCUUAAAUGGACACAAGCAGAGGGCAUAUUAUAAAUAUAUAUAUAUUCGAGUCAAAGAGGAAUAGUUCGAUUGGAAAAAAAAAAUAAGCAAACAAACAAACAAUUUUAUUUGUAAAAUUGUUUUUUUUUUCAAUUUUUUUUUUUAUAUCUCAGUGAGUGUAUCAUUCAAUUUGAAAUAAAAUUCUUAUAUUUUGUAACUUUU